Messenger RNA from Condylostylus longicornis, 939 nucleotides. Its product is annotated as axonemal dynein light intermediate polypeptide 1-like. Lineage: Eukaryota; Metazoa; Arthropoda; Insecta; Diptera; Dolichopodidae. The record is from RefSeq and is a predicted model, not a curated record. Bases 1 to 939 code for a protein of 312 amino acids. The transcript has 2 exons. Gene Ontology annotation, molecular function: dynein heavy chain binding. Gene Ontology annotation, cellular component: axoneme.
AUGGAAGUUGUGUCCCAUCGCGUAUCCCGUGUAAGACCGUCAGUGUCUUCAACCCAAAAGAAUUGCAUAACACUUGACGAAUUACCAACAGUGUCAACCUCAUUAUUAAAAUAUCAUAUUCCCCAACUAGUAACAGGACGGAAGGUUGAUUUGAGAAGCAAGGGAACUAGCACAACGACUGAGAAGAGGCCCUCAUUGCGAAGACAGUCUGAAGCCACAGUCAAGGAAACAGCGAAAAGCAUUAAGACUACAAAACAAGUUGGAAGCGCUUCAAGGCCGAAUCCUGAUAAAACUUGUUCACUUGAAGAAGACAGCACCAAAGAUGUGGAUAGUGAUGAGGUUUACACACAGGACUUGCUCGAUGCGUUGUUCCCACUGCGAGAAUUCCGUCUAAGAUGCGGAAAUGUUUAUCAUCAGAGAGUCUCUGCAGCACCAGCCACACGUUUGGAUGUUCUUGCUGUUCAUGACCAACUGAUCAAAGAGCUUCAGCGACGGAGGGCGAAAGAGUGCGGUGUUUGCCCGAUUAGAGAAGAGCUCUAUUCUGAUUGCUUCAAUGAAGUUAUUCGUCAAGUUGCUGUUGGUUGUGCUGAACGUGGAAAGCUUCUUCAUGUUGUGAAACGCGAAGUGGAAGACACGAAAGAAGCUUACAAAUCGCUGUAUAACUCUGUAACAAAAUUUGGUUUACGGAAAGCAUUAAGUGAAGAACAAAAAGCGGCGCGAGAAAGAGAAGAAAUAAAGCAGCUAGAGGCUGAAAUAAGCGAACUUGAAAAAGAAGAAAAUCAGCUUCAAAGUGAAUACGAAGAAAUUCAUCGAAAAGCACAAGCGGACAAAGCUGAGGAAAAUGCCAUUCAUAAUAAGAAAGUCUCGUUAUUGAAAUCGUCAAUUAAUACAGUUCAGGAAAGAAUAGAAUUAUUUUUAUCGGUUCAAACCAUUUCGUAA